AGAGCGCACUCCUUAUUAACGUGCGCACACCCUACGUACCCCAAACCCUAUUUAAACCUAACUUCACAAUACACGAUCGAGUCUUGUUCUCAUCUUUUGUUCUUUCUCUCUCUAACUUUCUCUCUCCACGAGAAAAAAAAGUCGCAUCGCGAACCUUCUCAGAAACCUUCAUUGAUUCUUCACGAACCCGCAUCACGCUACACGCCAAUUUUCCUUUUUCACACCUCUGUCUCUUUGGAGAAUGCGAUUCAACGCGCUGCUUUUCGAUUUCGAGAAUCAGCGCCGGAGGUUUUUGAUUUCGGGGACACGAAUCGGACAAAGCGAAUUAGGGUUUUGAUGCGAUUGAGCUUGUUGGAUUCUUGAUUACCAUGGCGGAUGAUGGAUUUGAAUUUCCGACACUGUUUGGGGACGAUGGAGAUGAAUCCGAUGACGAAAAGCUUGCAAUGGAUAUCGAAUCCUUUCUUAGCGUUCUUGAUGAAGACUGUGUUCCUUCCGAGAGUAGUCACGAGGAUUCUUCAUUGAAAGACGUUUCACCUGGUGAAUCUGGGGUCCAUGAUAAUUUUUUACUUCAAAAUGGGAAUACCAUGCCUGACUCCGAACUUGAAAACCAGGGACCUUCAUCACAGACGUGUUCUUCCCCAUAUGCUUUUGCUGGUGGUUACAGGGACACGUUCUCUGUUGUUGAAAGUGAUGAGAUUUAUUAUGUAGAAAGGGAUGGAGUUUCUGAACGCGAGAUGCCUUCUUACAGUGUGGACACAAGUUUGGCCGAGGCAAAUUCAAACUACCCAACUGUUUGUGGAGAUAGUUUGAACUCAAGUAUGUGGAAGGGUGAAAAUGAUAGCCAAAUCAAACAUAUUGGAGAUGAUGUAGAAUCUGAACAUGCUUCACACAGCUCUAUCAUUGAGAAUGUUGAUGGAACUUUUGAAGAUUUUGGAACAGCUUUGAAAGACAUUAUUGGAGUUUCUAGGCAGCAGGAAAAUGACUCGUGUACAUCUUUUGAAAUGCCGUUUGUGGAUGUUGACAGACCUACACAUUUUGGAACUUCAACCAAUUCUACUAUUUGUCAAGGUUCCGACGUUCCUACUGAUUUUUAUGGAUACUAUCCAUCUUUGAAUAGUUACCAGGGUAUAAAUGUUAGACCUGUUGUUUUCGACAGUUCUGGUUAUUUGCCUAGUGGUGCUUGUCCCCAAUUCUGGAAAAAUGAAGAGAUGGUAAAUAGUAAUAUGAAGGUUGAAAGAAUGGAUUCUGGUUAUUUGCCUAAUGGUGCUUGUCCUCAAUUCUGGAAAAAUGAAGAGAUGGUAAGUAAUAUGAAGGCUGAAAGAAUGGAUUUCUUAACCGAUACUACAAAUAUGAUCAGUGGCAUGCAUUUGAGGACUAUUGGUCGGAUGCCUUUUCAGGAUAGUCAAUUUAUGCCAGCAGAUAGUGAAUAUCCUUCAUUUUUUCCUGGUAAUGUUCUAUUUGAAGACAGUGAAUCAGCAAAACUAUCAUGUGCUCCAUAUAUUUCUAGUGAAGACCAGUCGCAUAUUGUCAAAGCUGAAAGAGAUGAAAUGAUUAUGCCUUAUCAAAAUUCUUUUCAUAAUGAGGAUACCAAGUUAAAUGCAGGUCAAGAGGUGAAACAAUUAAAUGGUAUGUUCCCUACUAUUGGAUGUCAGAAUGAUUUUUUCAAGAGUGAGGAUAGUGAUACAAUUGUAACAACUGAGAAUGCCAAUUACUAUCAAGCUCUUAUUGAUGAAACUGCUAAUAAAUUUCCCAGAAACAUUGGAAGUUUGAAUUCAAAAUCCUUAGAUAAAUCUCGAUCUAUUGCCCAGGCAUCAAUCAACGGGAAACACUAUAAUUGUGUUGUAAGUGAGCUAGAGGAUAAACCAACUGAAUAUAAAAGUAUUGAUUCUCAACUUUCAAAAAGAAGUACUGAGGGAUCAAAUGUCGAGGAUGACUUUGAUGUUUGCAUUAUUGAAGACAUCAGUCACCCUGCACCUACAAGUUGGUCUUCUGAACCAGAUAAUUCCCUUAAUAUGUCACAAUCUUCUAGAUUUGAUUAUACCCAACCUUAUAUGGUGGGAGGCACAAGACCAAAGCCACGCGACGAGCAAUACGUAUUACGAGCUGCAUUGCAGGAUCUAUCACAGCCAAAGGCAGAAGUUAGUCCACCAGAUGGACUGCUGGCAGUUCCUCUGUUACGUCAUCAGAGAAUCGCUUUAUCAUGGAUGGUUCAGAAGGAAACAUCAAGUUUAUAUUGUUGUGGAGGAAUUCUUGCAGAUGACCAGGGUCUUGGUAAAACAGUGUCAACUAUUGCUUUAAUACUAAAAGAAAGGCCUCCACUGCUGAAGACAUGCAAUAAUGCACUAAAAAAUGAAUUAGAGACUUUGGAUUUGGAUGAUGACCCACUUCCCGAGAAUGGAGUAGUGAAGAAAGUUUCUAACAUGUGCCAAGAUAUAUCUAAUAGGAAUCCAAUCACAAGUGUGAAUUUGUUGGUGCAUGCAAAGGGCAGGCCAUCUGCGGGAACCCUUAUUGUUUGUCCUACUAGUGUCCUAAGACAGUGGGCUGAUGAGCUGCAGAAUAAGGUAACUUGCAAAGCAAAUCUCUCUGUGCUUGUUUACCACGGGAGCAGUCGAACCAAAGAUCCUUAUGAGCUUUCCAAGUAUGACGUUGUGUUGACAACUUAUUCUAUUGUCAGCAUGGAGGUCCCUAAGCAGCCUCUGGUCGACAAAGAUGACCAAGAGAAAGGAGUUUAUGAAGAUCAUGCUGUGCCGAGCAAAAAAAGGAAAUGCCCUCCUAGUUCUAGUAAAAGUGGCAAGAAGGGUUUAGAUAGCAUGAUGCGUGAGGCUGUUGCACGCUCUCUUGCAAAAGUAGCCUGGUUUAGAGUUGUCCUGGAUGAGGCCCAGAGUAUAAAGAAUCACAGAACUCAAGUUGCAAGGGCUUGCUGGGGUCUUCGAGCUAAACGCAGAUGGUGCUUGUCAGGGACUCCCAUCCAGAAUGCAAUUGAUGAUCUCUACAGUUACUUUAGAUUUCUUAGAUAUGAUCCUUAUGCUGUGUACACAUCAUUCUGUUCCACCAUCAAGAUUCCUAUUAGCAGAAAUCCAUCAAAAGGGUAUAGAAAGCUACAAGCUGUCUUAAAGACGAUAAUGUUACGCCGGACCAAAGGUACACUUCUUGACGGGGAACCAAUUAUUUCUUUGCCACCUAAGUCUGUAGAGUUGAAAAAGGUGGAAUUUUCACAGGAGGAACGUGAUUUCUAUUCCAAGCUAGAGGCUGAUUCACGUGCACAGUUUCAGGAAUAUGCUGAUGCUGGAACUGUGAAGCAAAACUAUGUCAACAUUUUAUUGAUGCUUUUGCGCCUUAGACAAGCUUGCGAUCACCCUUUGCUUGUCAAGCGUUACAAUUCUACUUCUCUGUGGAAAUCUUCAGUUGAGAUGGCAAAGAAGCUUCCUCAGGAGAAACAGUUAUCUCUUUUAAAAUGUUUAGAGGCUUCCUUGGCCCUCUGUGGUAUCUGUAAUGAUGCUCCUGAUGAUGCCGUUGUUUCAGUCUGUGGUCAUGUUUUCUGUAACCAGUGCAUUUCUGAACACCUUACUGGUGAGGACAACCAGUGCCCUGCAACAAACUGCAAAACUCGACUAAGCACGUCUUCAGUGUUUUCCAAAGCCACACUGAACAGUUCUCCAUCUCAUCAGGCAUGUGAUCAUUUACCUGGUUACUCUGGUUCUGAGGUUGUGGAGGCUGAACCUUGUUCUCGGGCUCAGCCAUGCGAUUCCUCAAAAAUAAAGGCUGCACUGGAGGUGUUGCUUUCAUUGUCUAAGCCACAAUGCCAUAUUUCCCAAAAAAGUUCUGUGCAGAGCACUUCUAGGGAAAGUACUGAUUGCAGCUCCACUUCUGCUGAUAAUGGACAAUCCUUUAAUGAUGUUUGCGAAAAGAAAAGUGUGUUUAUGGAGAAAAGCUCUAACAGUUCAGUUGGUUCUGUUGGGGAGAAAGCUAUAGUGUUUUCUCAGUGGACCGGGAUGCUAGAUUUACUUGAAGCGUGUCUCAAGAAUUCUUCAAUUCAGUAUAGAAGACUUGAUGGAACAAUGUCUGUUAUCGCAAGAGAUAAAGCCGUUAAAGAUUUUAACACACUCCCUGAGGUAUCAGUUAUGAUAAUGUCUUUGAAGGCUGCUAGCCUUGGUCUGAACAUGGUGGCAGCCUGCCACGUUCUCAUGCUAGAUCUAUGGUGGAAUCCUACAACUGAAGAUCAAGCCAUAGACAGAGCGCAUCGAAUUGGACAGACUCGUCCUGUUACAGUUUUACGGUUAACAGUCAAAGAUACGGUUGAAGACCGUAUUUUAGCUCUGCAGCAAAAGAAGCGAAAGAUGGUUUCAUCUGCUUUUGGAGAGGAUGGAACUGGUGGUCGUGAAAGUCGCCUUACAGUGGAUGAUUUAAAAUACUUGUUCAUGAUGUGAUUAGGCAUACAUACUUAGGAAUAUAAUUUUAAAUUUUUGAAUUGGUAUUUUUUUACCUGGGAGCUGGCGUCAUUGUAGGUUGCUUUUUUGGUGACAGCAGAAGAAACAGUGAAAUUUGUCUAACAUGGCCUCUCUGACUUUUGACAUGAAGGUUAUGUGAAUUGUGGUUACAGUUGAUGAUUCGUUGGUAAACACCUUGAAAUUUUGGUUUAGUCUUUUGAUAUUUGUAUAGGAUGUAGAGAGCAGUAGCAUAGACAGUAACAUAGAAAUUCUUGUUCUUAUUGUAAAUAAUAUAUAAAAUAGAUAAUAUUUUUUCCCUUUAUUUAGGUUUGUUUUAAUUCUUUCUAUUA
Cicer arietinum (chickpea) is the source of this 4777-nucleotide messenger RNA. Its product is annotated as helicase-like transcription factor CHR28. NCBI's taxonomy places the organism in Eukaryota, Viridiplantae, Streptophyta, Magnoliopsida, Fabales, Fabaceae. Gene Ontology annotation, cellular component: nucleus. The record is from RefSeq and is a predicted model, not a curated record. Gene Ontology annotation, molecular function: ATP-dependent activity, acting on DNA; metal ion binding; ATP binding. Gene Ontology annotation, biological process: DNA repair.